Molecule: messenger RNA, 1699 nt
Organism: Mizuhopecten yessoensis (Yesso scallop)
Lineage: Eukaryota; Metazoa; Mollusca; Bivalvia; Pectinida; Pectinidae
Exons: 5
Coding region: 33-1625 (530 amino acids)
Molecular function (GO): oxidoreductase activity
Source: RefSeq, a predicted model, not a curated record
CCGCUUUUAUGUAAACACUGAAGCGGACCAUCAUGACGACAGCACGGACAGAAGUAAUAUUGAUCAUAGCAGUGUUCUGUAUACAUAGUGUUGUUUUUGCUGGAUUAACGUCUAUUGAUGAGACAACUCUGUCAUCAGAACAACCCAGGACUCAGAGACAGGCAUGUGCAGCAAAACCUUUCCCGAAGAUUAAAGGACCUAAAUCUAAACAUGAUAAAAUAGCCAUCAUAGGUGCUGGUCCCUCCGGGAUCCACAUGGCGUACAGACUUAAGGAAGAGGGCUAUACUAGAGUAAAGAUAUUUGAGAAAAAUGACUAUAUUGGCGGGAAGUCGAAGACCCUGUAUCACCGACGAGUGCCCCAUGAAAUGGGUACCGUGUACACCCAGCCUGACUACACAGAAAUCUACAAGCUGGUCAAAGAGUUUGAUGCUGGAGAUAUCCUCCCUAUGCCCUCACCAGACAUAUGGGUCAGCAAGAAUCCUCCAAUUUAUAUGACAACUCUGGAAAACAGUAUCCGGAUAUUAAUGAAAAAUCGUCCAAAUAUUACCACUCCCACAGAGGCAGCAGGAAUUAUCCAGCAAUCCAUUGUUAAAUAUGUAGGAUUGCACAACACAUUGUUUGGGACGUACGAAGGGGAGUUGAUGCCUCGACCGUGUGAAAACGUACUGUCACAAGUUAACAUGACUUUCGAAGUGUUUCUUACAACUAACAAUAUUGAAGGACUGGAAGGUAUAAUAUUGUCUGCGCUAACAAUGCAAGGUUAUGGACAUAUUGACGAAAUAUCAGCUCUGUAUGGGAUGAUGUGGGUUACCCCGCAACUUCUCCUCGGUUUAGUUAAACCGAUAAUAACGCCAGAAGACCGGGUUGUAAAGAUUUUAAGUAAAGGGUUUCAGUCUCUGUGGGAGCAAAUAGCAAGACAAAACAAUCUCAAUGUAAAGUUGUCGAGUCCAGUCAAAACAGUGUCGUGUUUAAAACAUGGUAGAGGCUUCUGUGUAAAGUAUAUGAAAUGUGGUAGAUUAUAUGGAGAAAAGUUCGAUUUUAUUAUAACAAGUCCGACGAUGAAAUCUAUGUCGGAUAUAAUCAGAUUUAAACCCAAAGUACGGGAACUGUUCAGUAAGACAUUCAACGACUACUUCACGACCACCUUAGCGGAUACAGACUAUGGAGUGAACAGGGGCAAGACGCCUCAAGAUUACUACGCGUUCAACAUAAUCGCCAAAGAGGAAAGUUCUGUCUGGGGGCACAGGGACUCGUAUUCUUCACUAAAUUACAUUAUAGAAGGAAACUACACUGAAGGAAAUCCAGGUGGACAGAAUGUACAAUCAUCUGUCUACUAUCAACUCUCUAAACAGAAACCGGACCCGAAAACUCUCACCCGGAAAUUGAGGGCCCAUAUUUCGACUGUUGAAGUAUCCGAUAAUUUGAAAAUAAAAGAUAGAUUUAUCUGGAAUUAUUUUCCUAGGUAUUCAGUCUCAGACAUGGCAUCGGGAAUAUUAUGGGAUAUAUUUGAUAUCCAGGGGAAGCACAACAUAUGGUAUAUUGGAUCGUCUGUGAGUUUUGAGUCUGUUAAGAGCGUAGUGGAAUACAACAACUUACUACUUAGACAAUUAUCUGGUAACAAUUGAACGACAACAAAUAAUUGAUUGGGUUUGUCAUGGCAUCAAACUACAUAUUCUCUGUUAAACAUCAAAGGAAAAAG